This is a messenger RNA of Trematosphaeria pertusa, 2280 nucleotides long. RefSeq lists its product as uncharacterized. The record is from RefSeq and is a predicted model, not a curated record. The transcript is spliced from 3 exons. Gene Ontology annotation, cellular component: nucleus. NCBI's taxonomy places the organism in Eukaryota, Fungi, Ascomycota, Dothideomycetes, Pleosporales, Trematosphaeriaceae. Gene Ontology annotation, biological process: negative regulation of DNA-templated transcription. The coding region runs from base 1 to 2280 and encodes 759 amino acids. Gene Ontology annotation, molecular function: RNA binding; metal ion binding.
AUGGUCUCCGACGACGUCUACGAGGCGGCACUGCCGGUGCUGCACGACGACACGCUGGACGAGGAGGAUAAGACGGACAAGCUGGAGGAGCUGCUGCGCAAGGAAACAGGGCUCACUGGGAAGUCUCUCGAGAACAUUGUGUUGGAUUGUCUCUGGCGCUUUCGCGACGCAGGCAGCUCCUCGAGCUCACCCCCUCCGAGCCGCCAUACCGUCAUCCGCCGCCCCUCUCCCGCUCCAUGGCAAGCCAACCGCGUACCUACCCCCGUCAGCCAGUCGCCCAGGGCCGUACAUCCUCCCCCGGGCUUCGGCGUAGCUCCUCCUGGCUUCGUACGAGCAAAGUCUUCGAACGCUUCUCCCUUCACCUCCCCGCGACCGUCCCCGCGGCUCGCCUUUUCAAGCCCCCACAUCCCUCAUAGCCCGAGCCUCAGCGCGUACCAAUUCAGCGAAGGCCCGAGUCCGAACACUGAGCUCUAUGGUGACCUUGGUAGCGAAUCCGUAGACUGGCUUGUGAACGAUGACUCUGGAAGCACCGAAUCCUCGUCGUUCCAGGGCGACGGCACACUCAACGGUGCUGCAGCGGAAUGGGUCCAGCCCCAGACUGUGGAUAUGGGCCCCUAUGACAUGCUUCGAUCGAUCCUCCGCGAUGACCGACCCGAUGACGAGAUUGAGAAGGCCCUCGAGGCCAAUGGCUAUGAUCUAAGUGCCGCGCUCCUUGCGCUUAUGGGUACCCAGGCUCUUGAAGGGCAGCAAAUGUCAACAACCGUGCCUGAGCAAGCUACCUUUCAUAUCGGGAAGUCGAUGAGCCCGGCGUUCAGGCCUGCCACUCCCGCGGGCCAGGCAAAGAGCAACAUCGUAUGCAAGUACUACCUCUCCCAAGGCCAGUGCGCAAGAGCCGACUGCAGGUUUAGCCACGAUACUUCGACGACGCUGUGCAAAUACUUCAUGGGUGGAAAUUGUCUCGCGGGCACUAUGUGCAUGUUCUCCCACGACCCCUCAGCAUUGAUGGCUCGCAUGGCAAUUUCCGACGCUUCUACACCGCCGCUACAAGCAGCUAUUCCGAACUUCCAGAUGCAAGACUAUGAAACAUUCCCUACUUUGCAAUCAACGGGUUCGCCUGGGUGGACCCCUCAACUGUCGACCACUGAGACCGCUUCCCUCGAACAGCUGUACGGAUUGAGAGGCGUCCCGAAACAUCCUCCUCCAGGCCUGAGUCCGUUUCCUAACUUUACCCCUGGCAACCUCAGCCGCCCGCAAUCUCGGCCCAGUAGCAGGCAACACUCUCGAGCAACUACGCCUUCAGUCCCUGCGGUAGAUGACAACGAGGCUUUCCCCACUCUAGGUUCAGCUGCUGCGGCGAAGGCCGGGAAGCGGCACCACGGGAAGCGCGGUGGCCACGGCCAUAACAAUAAAGAACAUACGACCCCAAGCAAUCUUGCCGAUGUUGUGCGCAUGUCACCCUCGCCGGCACCUGCACAGCUCCGCAAAGGUCUCCGUCCAGCAAAGAGCUUUAACGGAUCUCGUGAGAACAGCGCUGUCGCUCAAGCGAUUCCCGCGCCUCAGCAUAUUCCAUGGCUUGAGACAGGCGAGAAAACAAAUACCGCGUAUCUUCAAGCCCGCACUGAAGCUUUCAAGCACGGUAGCUUGAGGAACAAGUUCCUGCAGAGUGCUGCUCAAGCCUGGAACCGCAGCGAUUCCCGCGCCGCGAAAGCUCUGAGUCUUCGAGGCCAGAGCGAGAACAAUCUCAUGCGAGAAGCUCAUCGUAAAGCUGCCCAAAUCCUUUACGAGGAGCGUAAUAAGGACACCGGGCCAGAUGCACGUGAGCUCUAUGUUGACCUACAUGGUACGACGGCACCGAAGCAUUUUGAAUCGAACUGUAUGCUCACGAAAUGCCCAGGUCUACAUCCAGACGAAGCAGUGUCCUAUCUUGAAGGCAUCCUCCUCAAGCACAGCUCUUCCUCCCGCCCCGUCUACGCCAUCACCGGAACCGGUCACCAUUCCAAGAACGGCAAAGACAAGGUCGGCAAAGCCAUUCGAACAUUCCUCAACGAAUGGCGAUAUGCCUUCCGCGAGUUCUCUGUGCCCGGCGAUCGCAACAACGUCGGAGGCAUCCUUGGUAUUGACCCCAGCAGCUACGACAAGAGCAUUGCGGAGCGGGCCAAGGAGAGCGAGGGCGGCUCGGCGAGUGAGCCGGAUGGCUUGAAGAAAGAUACCAAGGUCAGGAUAAUGAAGAGGGAUGAGGUGCUUAAUGCGCCAAAGGGACCGAAACGUGCCGGUGCAUGA